UGGAGUGGGAGAGAAGAAGCCAUUAUCCCUCAGUACAGAGAGAGUUUGAGGAGAAAGGGAAGGAUUUAUCUCCUCCCAAGUGGAGGCCAUGUUGCAGCACGUGGGUUAAGCUCUGCGCAUGCGCAGACUCUUCCUUCUUUGAAACAAGGGGAUCAACGUGGUGGUCCAUUUCAUAGCAUAGGAAUGGCGGACAAACAGCAGCAGGCAAAGGUAGGCAAGCAUAGGGGGAAGCGCCACACACCAAGGAACUGGCUUCUUCCUGGAGGGUUCUGGCGCUAUGGCCGCUGUGCUAUGUACAGGAGGAGAGGGAAUUAUCUGAAAAAGAACCUCAACACUGAAAAGAAGGUCGAGAAGAGGACGUAUUUCAAGAUAAAGCCUGUGGGCGGAGAGAAAAAUGGUGGAAAAAGAAUGAUACUGUUGAAGAAAUCUAGAAAAUGGCUUCCUUCAGAAGACACCCCUAGGAAGCUAAGACGUCGUACCAAGCCCAGACCAUGUCGCCUGAGGAAGAGCAUUACCCCAGGGACUGUCCUCAUCCUGUUGGUCGGUAGACACGCAGGGAAACGCGUUAUAUUCCUCAAGCAACUUGGAUCAGGUUUAUUACUAGUGACAGGUCCCUAUGGUCUCAAUCGGGUUCCUCUAAGACGCGUGAAUCAGGCCUUCGUCAUUGCUACUCAAACUAAAGUCGAUGUGUCUGGAGUGACCCUCCCGGCUCGCUUGAACGACGAAUACUUCAAGAGAAAACGGCUAGUGACAAAGAAAGGCGGCAAGAAGUCGAGUAUAUUUGAGGACAAGGAAAACCGUUACAAGGUUACGAGCGAGAGGAAGGAAGAUCAGAAGGCGGUGGAUAAGCAGCUCUCGAAAGUGAUCGGAAAGGAAGAGUGUCUCAAGUCGUACCUACGUCACAAGUUCUCUCUCUCUCAUGGACAAUACCCGCACAAAAUGGUCUUUUAAGACGGUUUUGAAUUUGAAUUAUGAAAGAGAAAUUAAUUAUUAUUUUCAAAAAAUCAAUUAAAA
This is a messenger RNA of Amphimedon queenslandica, 1014 nucleotides long. RefSeq names its product 60S ribosomal protein L6-like. The coding region runs from base 184 to 951 and encodes 255 amino acids. Gene Ontology annotation, cellular component: ribosome; cytosolic large ribosomal subunit. The record is from RefSeq and is a predicted model, not a curated record. Gene Ontology annotation, molecular function: structural constituent of ribosome; RNA binding. Lineage: Eukaryota; Metazoa; Porifera; Demospongiae; Haplosclerida; Niphatidae. The transcript is spliced from 5 exons. Gene Ontology annotation, biological process: cytoplasmic translation; ribosomal large subunit assembly.